GAAAUUCCACGCUUCCGCCGUGUCAUUCCCGUUUUUUGGUUUGCUUUCUUCGUCGCCGAAGAUUGGUCUACCUCCUCUUCCUUCAUAAAAAAACAGAAAAAUCACCCAACAACCAUGAGCUCUGCCGCCGCCGCGACCCCGUCGAGCCCCGUUGCCACCAACACGCCUGCUGCCCCUGCCCAGUCGUUCCACACCGCGUCGUUGUACGUCGGCGACAUCCACCCCGAAGUGACGGAGGCGUUGUUGUUUGAGAUUUUCAACGCCGUCGGCCCCGUGGCGUCGAUCCGUGUGUGCCGUGAUGCGGUCACCCGUCGGUCGUUGGGCUACGCGUACGUCAACUUCCACAACGUGAGCGACGCCGAACGUGCGUUGGACACGAUGAACUACACGAGCAUCAAGAGCGUGCCGUGCCGCAUCAUGUGGUCUCAACGUGACCCCUCGUUGCGUAAAUCGGGCGUCGGCAACAUCUUUGUCAAAAACCUCGACACGUCGAUUGACAACAAGGCGUUGUACGACACGUUUUCCCUGUUCGGCAACAUUUUGUCGUGCAAGGUCGCAUACGACUUGAACGGAAACUCGAAGGGGUACGGAUACGUGCACUACGAGACCAACGAAGCCGCUCAAUCGGCUAUCGAAAAGAUCAACGGCAUGUUGAUUGCUGGCACCGAAGUUUUCGUCGGCCACUUCCAAAAGCGCGAAAACCGCCCUGCCGACUCGGACUGGACCAACUGCUACGUGAAGAACAUUCCCCAAACUUGGGACGAUGCUACGUUGCGCAAGGAAUUCGAACCCUUUGGUGCUAUCUCGUCGUGCGUCGUGAUGAAGGACUCGACGUCGGACUCGAACCGCGGCUUUGGUUUCGUGAACUUCGAAGAGCCCGAAUCUGCCCGUCAAGCCACCGACAAGCUCAACGGCAAGCCCGUGGCUAAGGACGACAACGGUGCCGACAUUGAAUUGUACGUUGGCAAGGCUCAAAAGCGCAGCGAACGCGAGCGUGAACUCCGUCACAAGUUUGAAGCGUUAAAAAUGGAACGCAUCAACAAGUACCAAGGCGUCAACUUGUACGUCAAGAACUUGGACGACCAACUUAACGACGACGAUUUGCGCGAAGCGUUUGCAGCGGUCGGCACGAUCACGAGCGCCCGCAUCAUGCGCGACCCUGCCGGUACCUCGCGUGGUUUCGGCUUCGUGUGCUUUGCCACCCCGGAAGAAGCCACGAAGGCCGUGACUGACAUGAACGGCAAACUCCUCAACGGCAAGCCCAUUUAUGUCGCUUUGGCCCAGCGCAAGGAAGUUCGCCGCGCUCAAUUGGAAGCUCAACAUGCUCAACAGCGCGCCACCGGUAUGGUUGUUGGUCGUGGCUUGCCCAUGCAACAUCAGCCGCCCAUGUACGGCGCAGCUCCCAUGUUCUACGCGCAACCCAACCAAUUGCCGCCCCAAGCACGCCAUGGGUUUGUGUACCCUCAACAGAUGAUGCCCCGUGGAGGUAUUCCUCGCGGCCCUAUGCCUUACCGCCAGCCCGGUGUUCCCGGUGGUCCUGGCGGCUACGGCAUGCCCCAGUACGGUAUGCCUGCGCAAGGCGGCCAACAACGCCAACCUCGUGGUCGUCGCCCGCAAGGUCCUCCUGGCCAAAUGGCUGGUCCUCCUCAAGGCCAACCGGGAAACCCUAACGGCCCUCGUCAAAACAACCGCAACAACUUCAAGUACACGGCCAACGCUCGCAACCAACCGUCUCUGCAGGAACAAAUGCCUCCUGCCGCGCCGGUGGUCGCUGGUGUGCCCACGUUGGAACCGUUGACGUCUGCGGCGUUGGCGGCUGCGUCGCCGAGCAUCCAAAAGAACAUGAUUGGCGAACGCUUGUUCCCGUUGAUCCACCGCUCCCAACCGGAAUUGGCGGGCAAAAUCACGGGCAUGUUGCUCGAAAUGGACAACGGCGAGUUGUUGCAUUUGUUGGAGUCGCCCGACGCGUUGGACUCGAAGAUCGCGGAGGCGUUGGCGGUGUUGGAAGCGCAUCAGUCGGAAGAAUAGGGAACCAAGCAAACCAACCAAACAAGGGAAUGCGGAGAGCAGAGAAUGUGCAACUUAUUUUUGAUGUAAAUGAAGUUGGUGGGUUUUGCUCUCUCGAUCGGAUUCCCUUUGGCGGUUGGGGCGCGCGGCACGUUGGCUUGGACCAUUGUACAUUUAUAUAUAUAUUUGAGAUUUUACGAUUGUA
Molecule: messenger RNA, 2212 nt
Organism: Aphanomyces invadans
Lineage: Eukaryota; Oomycota; Saprolegniomycetes; Saprolegniales; Verrucalvaceae
Exons: 2
Coding region: 115-2028 (637 amino acids)
Cellular component (GO): ribonucleoprotein complex
Molecular function (GO): RNA binding
Source: RefSeq, a predicted model, not a curated record